Molecule: messenger RNA, 4616 nt
Organism: Cladocopium goreaui
Lineage: Eukaryota; Dinophyceae; Suessiales; Symbiodiniaceae
Source: the annotation of a GenBank genome assembly
AUGGCGAUGCCUAGCCUUGCCUAUCUUUCAAGGGAUUGGGAAUGUUCUGAAGAGAUCAGGGACCAUGUUCGGCGUUCGAAGUGCAUCUUAGACUGGGAUGAUGUGACGACCCAGAAGGUGAACAUCAAGAACGCUGAUCGCAAUUUCCAUGUUCUCAAACCACUGGCCAUUCGCCUUGUUGACAGCAAUGGGGAGGAGCAUCCAGUGGAGAGUGAAGAAGAAGAAGAAGCCGGUUCAGAAAAUGACCCAAAUCAGGAGGACGAGGAGAUAGAAGUUUCUGAUGAUGAAGAUGAAGGCUCAGAGUCCCAGGAUAGUAAGGCAGAGUCCACUGACACGGUUCCAGCUGAGGAUGGGGAUUUAAACCAGUUCUUUCGUGCGCAUACCAACCCAUUUGCCACGGAUGAUGAACUCCCGGAGAAAUCACGCAAGAAUCCCUUAGAUGAUGAGAACCCCAGUGAUGGCAAUGGAGGAACAAUCCAAGAAGAGGAAGACUUGAAAACCAUUCAGGAAGAGAGCACAUCGGACCCCAAUUCAAUGAGUGAUCAAAUCGAUGCCCUGCAAAAAAAGAUUUGGCAAGCCAAGAAGGAACUGAGGGCAAGAGAAUCGUUGACCACCACCACAGCCAGCAAAGCCAUGAGCAUCGACAAGACGAUCAUAAUCGAGGACUCCCUCCCGUAUGGCACGGACAAUAUGGACACCCAGAUCCACCCUCUUAUGGAUGAUCUUGCUGAUCAAUUUGAUGAAGAUGAACCCGUUUUAGCUUCGCCACCCAAAGCUCCCGUAGUUACCCGCCGAGAGCAGAUUGGGUUAAAGAAGGGCUUGGAGGAGGAAGAAGAAGCAGAAGCACAGGCUGAGAAGGGGGGUCCGAAGGGACGAGGAAAGGGCAGGGGAGGCAAAGGGAGAGGUCGAGGAAGAGGAAGCACCAAGACAGCCAAACCCAUGACAGCUUGUGGAAAGGAUGUCGUUCCCGGUGAUGAAGCAGAGAAAGGAGAAAUGGAAGGCAAAGGUGGAGAUGACGAUGAUGAGGAGAUGGAUGCAAAACCCAGCAGUAGCCAUGAGGACCCGCGCACAGCCAACAAGAGGAAACUCAGUAAAGAGGACAUGCCAAAGGAUUCCUCGCAGAGAAAGAAGAAAGCACCAGCACCCCCCCAGAAGAAUGAUGCAGAUGAAGACAAAAAGAUUGAAGGGAUGGAAGGUGAGGAAGGAGAGAAGAAUCCCUUAGACCUGGAGCAGAAGAUUGUAGACAGAAAGGGAGCUGAGAAGAACGACAAAGGUGCAAAGUCAGCCCCAAAGAAGACAGCUGCAAAGAAUGAGAAGCUUGAGACAGAAGACGAGAAAUUCACCAAGGAGCCAAAAAAGGCAAAGACAGACCAUGGCAAAAAGACUGCAAGCACUGGAGACCAGCAGGUCCAUCCGGGAAAUACAUCUGAAGAUCGCACCAAAAAGGUUGAAGCACAGAAUCUGAAGGGUGAUUGGGAAGCCUACUGGGAGGAGGAUUGGGCAGAGGAUUCAGGAACGCAGUGGGAGAAGGGUUCAAAGGCAUGCCAGGAUGGUCAAGCAGCUUGGGACCAGGAAUGGGAAGAGGAUUGGGAGGAUUGGGCCCAGCAGGAGGAAUGCCAUGAAGGCAAGAAGAAUCAAGUUGAACAAGGAUUGGCAAAGGAUGGUCAGGAUCAAGAAGGUACCAAGAAGAAGGGAAAGGCUGUUGCAAAGAAGACUGAUGAGACGCGCCUUGGAACUGAAGACCAAAAGAUGAAGAAGACCCCAUCGGAAGAGACACCAGCCCGAGAGACUAAGAAGACGAGGACAAGGAAGCCCAAGGAAGAAGUUGCAGAAAAUGAGGAGCCUUGCAAGCCAAAGAAAGGGAAGGAGCAGAGCAAGAUCCCAAAGGUACCAAAAGUUGAGGAGAAAAAGAGUAAGAAAGCCACAGCGAAGAACCCAGAGGAAGAUGAAGAGACUGAGAAGAAGCCGGAUGAGCAUGAAGGCAAUGGUGCCAAGACGAAGAAAGCAAAACAUGUCAAAGCCAACCACCUAGAGACUGGUGGCAGUGCAGAGGCCAAGCCAAAGGGGCGAGGUAAGAAGCCAGAAAAGGCUGAGGAAGAAAAGAAGAAGAAGAAGACGGCGGACACUGAGGAUCCAGGCAAGAAGGUUCCAGAGAAGACCAACAAGAGACGAGCAACUGAGGAUGGGGAGGAAGGACAUGAACGUGCAAGGGCGGGAAGAACCAAGAGAGGUACAGAUGAGGAAGGGAAGCCAAAGACCAGACCAGCUUGCUUUGCCAGGAGGUAUUGCCCCAAGUCUAUCAAUGGAAAGGCCAAGUGGACGGCUUUGAGGGAUAUUUUUGAAGGGCGUAUCAAGCCUUACCUGACGACUUACUCGGCCCACGAGGACAUGUUCUGGAACUUUGCCACUGAGCAGUGGGCUGAUAUCAAUUAUGCGCUGGAUGAUCUCAACGAAAUGGCCUUCGACGUAGCCGAGGCUUACCUGGCUCAGCUCAAGUGUGACAGUGUUUGUGGAGCAGGUGCCUUCAAUAUGAAGUCUGCGCAUGUGCUAGCUGUGCUGCCUGAGCCAUGGAAAGGCCAAGGGCGUUUCCGGAAGGACGAGGUCCCAAUGACUUGUGUGCCCACUGCCAGUAUGGACAUCCAGUACAAGUUGACUGUUGACCCCAAGCAUGAAAACUGUAUGGAUCUGUGCACCGACAGCGGCUUUGGGUUGCUAGGACAUACCCACCUCGCUUUGGACUUCGGGUGGCGAAAUACCAUGCCCGCUUCUGCGCCCAGAGAGAAGCGUUCCGACCGGAGUGGAUCUUUCGCAACUUUUAUCAUGGGGAACCCCAAAGCCCAAGGGACAGGCUGCAUGUCGGGGCCCGAAAAGAGGGGCAAGGUUCCAUCUCGUCAGUGGAGCUGUUCGGAUAUGGUAAAUGGACAUAAAGAGUUGGUAAAGGCCAAGAAAGAACAUGACAGCGAUGAAGAACUUGAAGCACAAAUCAAGGCUACAGAGGUGGAAUUGGAGAAAGCCAAAUCAAAGGAUAAGGACAAGAGCGACAAAGAACCUUCCUUGACUUCCAGGAAACCCAGACCCGUUGCCACUCCAGCCCGCAAAAGCAGGGAACCAGACCAGGAGUCCGAGCCUGGUUCGGGAAACCCAGCCAAGUUGAAGAGGCACCGCAGCAAGUUGCCUGAUCCAGACAAGGAUAGGCAGAUUGCUGAGUUAAAGAAGGCCAGUUCAAAGCUUCAAAAGCAACUGGAGAAACUUGCUUCUGAGACAUCGGGUCCUAUGAGUAGCCAUGAGGAGUUUCAAAAGACAGCCCCGAAGACUGCAGCCAAGGCCAAGGCCAAACCUGACAAGAGCCACGAGAAACCGGUGGUGCCUUCUGCACCUUCUGGUGAUACUUCGGAAGCUGCUCGGAGUGCUCGCCUUAGGCGGGUAUGCGAGCGAAAACCCUCAGGCAAGCUACUGGUGCCAGAGGAUCUCCACCUAAAGUGGAAAAACAACUGUGGUAGGGACCGGGAGGACCUCUUAGAAGCUCUUGAGUCUUGCGACUGGGACAAGGAUGCCUUUGUUUCCCAUGUCCAACGAACCGUGUUGAAAACCAACAAGUUGACGAAGAAGAAGAGCCGACGUUGGUACACUGAGGAGGGAAUGGCUCGAACCCUGAACUGGUCUAAGAAGGACAGGUACAACAAGAAAAUUGACAAAUUUCAUGUGGUGGUUGAAGAAGGGGAUUCAGAGAUCUCCGACCUUGAAGAGACCGAGCGACAUGAAGCGAGCGACAAGCCCGUGGCAUUCAGCAUCAAGAAGGGUAAGGGUGCUAAUCCACCAAACCCUUUUGAACACUCUUCUGGUGAUGAGUCCAGUGAUGAUGAAGGGCGUGAGGGCAAUGUGAAACAGACCAAUGGUCCCAAGCAGGAGUUUGAUCGCUUCAAGAACUUUGCGACGUCACUCUUGAACCGGUCCACCAAGCUCUCUGAGUUGGUAGUGGAGUUGGAGACAGCUGCUGAUGCAGCUGGCAAAGGGUCAGUCGAUGCCCUGGAAAAGGCGACGGAGGUGUUGGAUCGAGAGUAUCAGCAAUGUGAAGCCAUUAAGGCCCAGGUCUCCAAGUUGCCAACUUUGAAGGAUGCCAGUAGUAUUGAACAGUGCACAUCGAUCACCACGACGGAGAACACUGCCAAGACCCUCAUUUCAAAUUUGGAGGGGGGGAAGGCCCCAAGUCGACAUGUGGUGGAGCUGGCGCAGGCCGAGGAUGCUGCAGAACUAGCAACUCAGGGCAUUGAGGUUGAGGGUCAAAGGCUUUGGCUGGUGCAUUUGGGAACGAAGGGUGAUCUUCCCGUUACCAUGGACACAGUUGCUCCCUGGGUUGCAAUGCCUGUGGUCAUGAGGGGCAUGCCAAUCAACCCCCAGAAGAAAAGUGAGUUCUUCCACUUCGACUUGUGGCAUAUUUUUCACUUAGGCAGUCAGCAGCAUCACAGCCAAGCAGCCAAGGUGAACAACGCCGGAGAAAAAGAUGUGCUGGGAUUAUCAUUAGGCACCACCCGGGAUAUGGCUAGCGGCUAUUCCUUAAUGGAGGACGUUCAGGAGCAAAGUUUGUUUUUUGGCAGAGCAGUGCGACCAGACAGAAU